UACCAGCGACAGACGCUUUCUGUGCGACAUUUGUUUACAGCACAAGAUGGCGUCGGUGGAUUUGAGAGACAACAACCUCCUGGGGAUAUCGUGGGUUGAUAGUGGCUGGGUGCCCAUCCUCAACCCUGGCAAUGUGCUGGACUAUUUCUCCGAGAGGAGUAAUCCGUUCUACGACCGCACCUGUAACAACGAGGUGGUGAAGAUGCAGCGGCUCACUCUGGAACAUCUCAAUCAGAUGGUUGGAGUGGAGUACAUUCUCCUUCAUGCCCAGGAGCCCAUCCUCUACAUCAUCAGGAAACAGCAGAGACAGUCUCCUACUCAGGUCGUCCCUUUGUCUGACUACUACAUUAUAGCUGGUGUGGUGUACCAGGCUCCUGAUCUAGGAACAGUUAUUGGAUCGAGAGUGCUGUCUGCUGUCCACGGUGUCCAGUCUGCCUUCGAUGAGGCCAUGUCGUACUGUCGCUAUCACCCAUCUAAAGGAUACUGGUGGCACUUCAAAGACCAGGAGGAGAGAGAUGCCAAAGCCGAGCCGAAGUCGAAGAAGAAAGAGGAGCCCAGUUCCCUGUUCCAGAGGCAACGUGUUGACACACUUCUACUCGAUUUGAGGUCCAAGUUUCCUCCAACGUUUUAUCAGCCUAAACCUGGUGAGAAGCCCAUCCCAGUGGAGGUGAAGAAGGAGACUGAACCCCCUGUAGAGCUGGUGAAACAGGAAGAGAGAGAGAGAGCCAGCCACCAAGACCUCUGCUCCAGCUCCCCCUAGCAGCAAACCACCUCCGGAGAAACGGCCCAGGCUGCAGUGAUGACCGAUGGCCACUCCUGUAUAUAUUUCUGAUUAUGUCCAUCCUUCAAAGAAAAUAAGAAGAAAAAAAAAACCUCACAUUGCUAUUGCCAGUAUCACCUUUUGUUAAUUCUAGCAAGGCACACUGAAAGGACAUAUGGGACAGGUACAACCCUAUCUGACUGAACAAUGCUAAGGAAGUGGUUUGUGUCUGAUGGAAGGUGUGUGGAAAUGGACCGACAUCCCAGUUUCCAGACCAAACAGACCAUAACAACCCAUCAUCCUGUUUCUGAAGGGCUUGGAAUGGCAUUAGGCAAAUGAAUAGUCACAAAUGGCACCC
Messenger RNA from Oncorhynchus masou masou (cherry salmon), 1118 nucleotides. RefSeq names its product mediator of RNA polymerase II transcription subunit 6-like. The record is from RefSeq and is a predicted model, not a curated record. The transcript is spliced from 8 exons. Bases 47 to 760 code for a protein of 237 amino acids. Gene Ontology annotation, cellular component: core mediator complex; mediator complex. Gene Ontology annotation, biological process: regulation of transcription by RNA polymerase II. Lineage: Eukaryota; Metazoa; Chordata; Actinopteri; Salmoniformes; Salmonidae. Gene Ontology annotation, molecular function: transcription coactivator activity.